AUGGCUGCAGGUGUGUGCCUCCAGGGCAGAAGACCAACCACAAAGCAGGCAAGGCUUGAAGAGGCAGAUCGCUACCAUCAGUUUAUUGAGCGGUUGCGCGAGGAGUCCAUGGCUUCCGUGCACGGGAAGAGCAGUGCGUUCGUCGGCACUCAUGUUCUCUCCCUCGAUGGCCACCAUGGCUUUGGCUUUGCAGUCAAGGCUGCCCUUGCCGAAGUGAAGACCCAGUACGUACUCGUAGUGCAACAUGACCAAGAGUUCAUUGCUGGCUUCGAUCUGCCAGCGGUACUGGAGACAAUGUCUCGGCAUCCGGAAAUUGUCAAGUACGUCGGCUUGUCAAGUGUCUCAACCCUGAACUACGACCACGUGAUGCGAUCAAAGUAUGGGUUGUCCCUACGGUGCACCACAGAAUUCGGUGUGCCGUUAAUGCCAUUGAUCUUCUUCUACGACAAGCCUCACAUCUGCAGCACGACGCACUAUCGAAACACCAUCUUUGGGCCAGGUUCCUCUGUGCGAAAGGGUGAGUUCAUAGAAGAAACCUUGGGUGUGGCGCAGCGGGAGGACAUCCUUCAGAACGGUAUGGACGCCCAUGCAAAAUAUGGGACGUUUCAGCUGGACUACAGGGAUGAACACGACCGGCAGCUGGCCGUCGUUCGCCACGUGAAUGGGCGAGCUUUCUUGUCACCAGAGCAGCGAGUGGCAAAGGGGUGGACGGCCACACUGCGCUUCGUGGUGUAG
This is a messenger RNA of Symbiodinium pilosum, 735 nucleotides long. NCBI's taxonomy places the organism in Eukaryota, Dinophyceae, Suessiales, Symbiodiniaceae. The record is from the annotation of a GenBank genome assembly.